Messenger RNA from Phragmites australis (common reed), 1024 nucleotides. RefSeq names its product heavy metal-associated isoprenylated plant protein 6-like. Lineage: Eukaryota; Viridiplantae; Streptophyta; Magnoliopsida; Poales; Poaceae. The record is from RefSeq and is a predicted model, not a curated record. Gene Ontology annotation, molecular function: metal ion binding. The transcript is spliced from 3 exons. The coding region runs from base 123 to 809 and encodes 228 amino acids.
AUAAAUGCAGCUCCUUGUAUGGUCCGUGGCUCCAACCUGCCUUGUGGUAAGGUCUUAAGAGCUCUCCAUUAGGACUUGCAGGUUCAAGCCCCAACCCAACUCUCCAAUUCAAAACUUCAACAAUGACUACGGAAUCAGAGACACCACGGAUAACAGAGCUUCAUGUAAGGAUGGACUGCAAUGGUUGCGAGCACAAGAUCAGGAAGACUCUGCGUGCCAUUGAUGGUGUUAGCGAAUUAUACAUAGAUCAAGCUAACCAGAAGAUCACAGUGGUGGGGAUCGCCGACCCAGAGAGAAUCGUCAAGGCCAUCAGGAAGACCAAGAGGGUUCCCACCAUCUUCUCGCAAACCGACCCCGCGGCCGCAUCCACAGAAGGGGAGGCUCCACCUCCCGCCGACCCGCCGCCAGCAGAUGCACCUCCGCCAGAGGAGGCAGCACCGGCCGAAUCCGCACCAGAGAAGAAGGAAGAGCCACCGGCCGAAACCCCGUCCACUGACGCCACCGUGAUACACAUGGUGCAUGACUACCCGUACAGCCACGGUCACCAUCUGUACAGGGAGCACUGGGCGAACCACCCCAUCGACAUGCAUGGCGUCAGAUACGACGCUGCACCUUACCAUGUGACUCACAGCUACAGCCACCACCGGCCGAGCCCUUACGUAGCAGAGUACGGCUACUUGGGCUCUUCUCAUGUCCAAGAAGGCAGAUACUACAGCCAUGACUACAACCCAUCCAGGGGCAAAGAAGACGGCAGCCAGAUCACCUCAAUGUUUAGCGACGAGAACCCAAACGCAUGCAGCAUAGCGUGAGAUCGAGAGGCGAUCUGCGUAAGGAUGCAGAGACAUGUUUCUGCAGAUCCUUGAUGCCAAGAAGGUUGCAGAAUGUAGAGACAGGUGAUGCUCUGGUCUGUGAAAAAGAGCUAGUGUUUAGUAGUAAGAUUUAAAUGUGAGAUUUGUGUGAUGUAGUAAGAGGGGUGUAAGACAGUGGAAGGGGAAUAAUAUAAGAUGCUUAACUUGUAGUGGGA